UGUCUAGCGAAGGAGACACCAUGUAGCAGGUGGUCACACACUUGUUCCUCACAAUCUUCGCACUCAUUCGUACAGCGCGGAACACUCGCCGGACGGUGGUUUAAUAGUGGUGGUGCGAUAUCAUCCAUCGACCCGGCAGUAUGAUGGUUGUUUGCUUUGAUACACUUUCAUUUGCCUUUCAUCAGCGCAACUGAUCGUGUGUGGCUCGCGUAGCAAGUGUUGUUCGUCGGUAGAAAAACGUGAUUUUUGUAGUGAAAUAUAAAAUGUAGAACACAUAUUAGGUCGUUUGUUUGGUGCUGACUAGAGAAUCGUAAAAUUGUGUCCAAAACUGUUAGUUGUGGGUUCCUGAUUCGGCUGUGUCUGAGUUCCGAACAUCGCCAGACAGCAUCUACAGCUAGCCAGCUGUAGAUAAAUUAAAGCCUCUGCCUCUCUCGGUGUCUUUUUCUCACGCAUGAUAGACAAACAAAAUGUUUGCAACUGUGUACCGGUGACUCAUCACCCGUCUGUGUGACCGUCGUACAUGUGUACCGUGCAUGUUUUUGCACUUUCUUAUCAACUUCUUCGCUAGUUCUAUUUUUUAAAGUGAAUUGGCGAUCCAGCUUCGUAUAAAACAAACCUAAUAAAGAAUUGCCAAAGUGUUGAUGCGUGAAGUGAAACUGGAACAAACCAAAAUGUGCCCAUACACGACCGGUGCAAACACAAUGCUCUGCCUCUGGAUUGUGUGAUAAGCGUUCGAAGAAGCGUUGCGGAAAAUUUAUCAACCGAAGACCGAAGACCGAAGAGGCAGCCAGAGCAGGAGGCCAUAAGCUGUUCAUUGGAGAAUUCACUCUGAGCACAGUGGAGAAAACAUGUCCCGGACAGACUAUGUGAUUGUGAAGACCAAAUCCUACAUCCUAAGGAUGAAUCGGGAGGAGAAUCUGUGCUGGUUUCAUGGGAAAAUAUCUCGUGAAGAUGCGGAGGACAUUUUGCGGCGAGAGGGCAGUGAAGGGGUUUUUCUGGUGCGCGAAAGUUCCUCCUCCGACGGUGACUACGUGCUGUCCGUGCUGUUCAAGGGCGAGGUGAUACAUUACGCUAUCCGGCGUCACGGCGACGAUGCAUUCUUUUCCAUCCAAGAUCAUACACCGAUCCACGGGCUCGAUUCGCUGAUUGAGCAUUUUCAGAAGGAUAAGGGUUCGCUGGUGACGCGAUUGCAGGUUAUUUGUCGCAGCGAUCCACCGCCGCACGAUGUGCGUAGCCACGGCACCACGAACCUGCUGCACCGUGCAACGAAGGAAAGCAACUACACGGUCGUCUCGGAGCUGCUCAAGUGUGGGUACCGGAACAUUGAUUCCAAAAAUCAGGACGGCCAAACGGCAGUGCAUUUGGCUUGUUUGCACGCGGAUGACAAGAUUCUGCUGAAGCUAAUCGAACGUGGUGCUAAUAUUAACAGUCGCGACGCGAAAGGGAAUACGCCACUUCACUAUGCCUGCGCCAGGCGGAAUGGGUUGGAGAUGGUAAGGAUGCUGAUAAAGGCUUCCGCUAAUCUGCAGGCCCGGAACAGCGAAACUGGCUGGGUGCCGCUGCACGAAGCAGCCGACAAUGGGAAUGUGGACGCAAUACAGGAACUGCUACGCCAUCGCGUUCCCCAUCGACCAAGGACCAACUUUGGUGAAAUGCCUUCCGACCUGGCUCGCCACCGCGGCCACUACCAGGUGGUGGAGUUCCUCAACGCUUACGAACCACCCCGACCACAGACGCACCGUGACCUCUGGUACCAUGGGACGCUGGAGCGCACCACGGCAGUGGACUACCUGAAAGACUUUGCUGCCAAGUUGCUACCGAAUCUAGCUCACAGAAAGCAACAGGAAAGCGACAACAACAAGGAGAACAACGAGUGUCUCGAUGGACUGGAACAGUCCACCUCAGGCACGUACCUGGUGCGCUACUCGGCCACCCAAAACGUGGACGUCAUAACGAUGCUGUACGAUAACGAGCCGAAACAUUUCAUCAUCCAGCGGCAGCAGGAAUGGCUGUACAUUGACGAAGGCCCGUACAUGAAUUCGCUCGAGCAUUUGAUCGAGCACUACACGCGCUUCUCGGACGGGUUGCCGAUCAAUCUGCGCUUUCCCGUCACUCCCGGCCCGAAACCACCGAUACCGGCGUGGUCAACCAUACCGAAAUCCAAACCACGUAUGCAUCGGGCCGCUACGAGCGAUGCCGCCGGUACGACGUCAGUUUUUCUGUAUGCCGCCGGAUCGCCAGCAGCACAUCACAGCACCAACGGUUCGACAAUAGCGGCCGGCUUAACAAGCAUGUUCCGCAAAUCGAGUGAAAAUUCCACCACCACCACCACCACCUUACCAGCGAAGGGAUUGCCGACCAGAAAUCUAUCCGUCCCGAACGAUGCGAUGCUACAGAUGAACCGGGUCGGUCUGUUCGAUCGUAGCCCCGAACGUUGUGCGCCCGAGACACCGCACCGCCCAGGGUCUGCAGCAUCGCCCAAUACAGAUGAACCAAAAGCAAAACCAAACACCACUAACGCUUCGCCAACGUUCAAGAAAACGCUUAUCGAUGGGAUGAAAAGCUUGCGGAAGAGCAAGCAAAAGCUGAAACCAUCUUCGGCAGGCGAUGCGCCCGGAUGUGCCACAAUGGACGCAAACUCUUCCAUCUCCCCGGUCGGGUCUUCCAUCGAGCCCACGGUGAGCCCGUCAAAGUUGCUGCAGCAGCUGAAAUUUUCGUCCGAUUUCAAUCUGGUCGCCAGUUGUGCCGCCACCGACGAUAUCUAUAAAAUUCCCACAAACAACUGUGCUAUCGUUGAUAUCGACAUCGGAGAGCCGCCGGUGGUGGCCGCCCCGGUAAUAUGCACCCCUGUGCUGGAUAAGGAUCAAGGAUCUAUCAGCGACGAAACACCACCAGCGAUCCCGCCCAAACUAUCUUCCCCUGCGCUCGAUUCCGUAAACAACAACGACGAGCCCACGGCGUUAGAUUACUUCACCCAAAGCGAUGAUCCACUGCGGUCCGAUACGCUGCCGGAAGACGAAAGUGAAGACAUUUACUUUGUGGAAGCUCCCAUUCCACCACCGCCAGCAAGAGCAAGCAGUGAAGCAGCUUGCGCGGCGAACAUACUCAACAAUAAUGGUGUUGUCCCACCGGAGGAUGGAAUGCCCGCUGCCGUUAGCAGCCAACCGGUGCGCAGUGCCAUGCCGACCAACUACAUCAUGACGAAAAACGUACCGAUCUUCAGCAGCGUCUCGGUGGAAGAAUGUCAAAGCCCUACCAGCCCGACCUGUGGAGGGCAGAUGCGUGUCAGCAAACUGUUCGAAAGACUCGACUCGAACCAAUCGUCCUUCAGCCGAGCCAGUGUGCUCAGUGGCGAGAGCGUAUUCUUUUCCAUGUUUCAGCAACAGCAAUCCAAUGCUGGGUCGCAGGCGGCAGGACCGAACUACUUCAUACCGCAGGAAUGCAUCCAUGCGGAGACGGUGCUCGGGCGGGGUGAGUUUGGCUUCGUCUACCAGGGUUUCUUAGAACCGUGGCCCCUGGAAGGGGGGCAUCCCGAAGGAAGUGUUGCAAGCAAACUAGCCGGCUCAUUCGCACCUGCAAUGGGGCGUGUUCCGGUGGCGAUUAAAAAAGUGAUGGACAGCCAGGAACGUCGUGAACGGACGGAUUUCCUGCGCGAGGCUAGUGUCAUGAUACGGCUGCGGCAUAACUGCAUAGUGCGAUUGAUCGGGAUCUGCAAGGGGCCACCAUUGAUUAUGGUGCAGGAGCUAAUACCGCUCGGUUCCAUGUUGGUUUACAUCACCAAAAACAAGAACACCAUCAAUCCGCACCAUGAAAUGAUGAUAUGGGCAGCGCAGAUUGCCAGUGGCAUGCAGUACCUGGAGGAGAAGCACUUCGUCCACCGAGAUCUGGCCGCCCGCAACAUUUUGCUGGCGAACAAGUAUCAGGCCAAAAUAUCCGACUUUGGUUUGUCGCGCGCAAUCGGUGCCGGCCAGGAGUAUUAUCGCGCUAGUCAGGGCGGCAAAUGGCCCAUCAAAUGGUAUGCCCCCGAAAGCUUCAACUACGGCACAUUCUCGCACGCCAGCGACGUGUGGUCGUUCGGUGUGACGCUGUGGGAAAUGUUUUCGUACGGCGCACCGCCCUACCACGACCUGAAGGGCGCGGACGUGAUCAAGCUGAUCGAGGAAGAUCAGCGGCUCUCGCAACCGGAAGCCUGCCCGGACAAGGUGUUUGAGGUGAUGCGGAACUGCUGGCAGUACAAUCCAAAGUUGCGGCCCACCUUCCGCUUCUUGCAUCGCUUCUUCUCCGACGACAUCGAGUACCAAAAUCUGCAGGAACUGGUCGGCACGGGAGUGGAGAUUAAUGCGAAUACGAGUGCCGCGGCCUUCAGCACGCUGGACGCGCCAACGCCGGAGUCAACUGGAGUUAGUAUCGCACAGCAACAAGCACCGUACUAGACAGGAUUGGAGUUUCGUUGUUUUAACGAACCGUAUUACUACUGCUUAUGCUUCCUAGAGAGAGAGAGAGAGAGAGAGAGAGAGAGAGAGAGAGAGAGAAAGAGAGAGAAAGAGAGAGAAAGAGAGAGAAAGAGAGAGAGAGAGCAAGUACCGGCACACUAUAAGAUGAUUGUUCUCUUAAGUAUUGUCGAAACGUAUUGGGGUAUUUUCCGAACACUUUGCGCCAUCGUAUGCAGCAGUGUGUGUGUGGUUGUGCUUCCCGUCUUCUUUUUAUAUAAUUUAUACGCCAACUAUUUAUUUCCCCUUCAAUCAUUCCGCGCUGUUGUAUGCUGCUACCCUGCUCUGCAAUUUUUCUAUUUUACGUUCAACUUUUAUGGUGUUUAAUAUUUCCCACGUUGUGCAUAGACCGGAUACAGCUAAACACCGAACGACCCGCUUUAGUAUUCGUUGGGCGACGCCAAGUGUUCAGAACACUUGUUACGGCACACCAAAAUACUACACACUCGCUGAUCGGUGGUGUUCGCAGGCGAAAGCGAAUUAGUCAUUUUUGGUAUUUAAUCUUAGUUGUUCUGCUCCGUUUAGCUGUAAAACCCAGCACAUUAAGCGAUUAGUGGUGAGAAAAGCCUCUCGAACGACUCCGAAGCCGGCUUCGUACCAACGGUUUCGCAAACACGGCUCCACGGCCACUGAACAAAGGACUGCCUGUCUUCCUUCAUUGGCUCCGGGUUGAAGUCGGAGCCGGCUCCGGAGCUAUGACUCCGCUCCGGAGCACCCAUCACUAGUGUGUGUGUGUGUGUAUAUAGCAUUGGGUACAGUUGUUGCAGCAACACAGCCUCUUCGCCACUACCAAACCACAGUGUCAUAAUAGAACCUCCGACCAGGUGCCAUGCUUAACCAUGGAUGUGCAUUGUCGUUUUCCAGACGCUAGAUGCUUUUUUAACCUUUAUUAUUUGAGAAACAUACGUUAAGCGAAGUGUGUCAUCUACAUUGCUGAAAGGGCAAUGUGUAAACAUCGUGCUAUAAUCGUUUAACAGUUCGCCACUAAUUGAUUCAUAUCGGGGUCAGUAUAUGACAAUAAAGUGAUUCAACUGGAUCAAACCGUCCGUGAUUGAGUUAUGGCCAUUUUGCUGCUCAAAUUUGGUUCAACAUCUUUGUUAAACUGCUGGAAGAACUAUUGGAGGGAGAUUUACAAGAGGACAAAAUAGGAACGAUAGCCAACAAUAGGACCGUUUAACUGGAUGUAUAGGCGCACAGACAGACACACCCGAGCAGACAACCAAAUAGCAUGUUUGUGACUGUUAUUACGAACUGAUAUUAAACACAGACUCAUCCUAUCGACAAUACAUUAAUAAAGCGUAUGGAAUUUUGCAACUGUUA
This is a messenger RNA of Anopheles stephensi (Asian malaria mosquito), 5810 nucleotides long. RefSeq names its product tyrosine-protein kinase Shark (gene Shark). Gene Ontology annotation, cellular component: extrinsic component of cytoplasmic side of plasma membrane. The transcript is spliced from 6 exons. Lineage: Eukaryota; Metazoa; Arthropoda; Insecta; Diptera; Culicidae. The record is from RefSeq and is a predicted model, not a curated record. Gene Ontology annotation, molecular function: ATP binding; non-membrane spanning protein tyrosine kinase activity; signaling receptor binding. Gene Ontology annotation, biological process: protein phosphorylation; cell surface receptor protein tyrosine kinase signaling pathway; innate immune response. The coding region runs from base 849 to 4433 and encodes 1194 amino acids.